AUGUUUUCGAAGCUAUCAGAUAUGGACUGUGCAAAUAUGGUUUGGACUUUGUAUAACUUGCUCACGACAGCUAAUUCACUUUCCUCACAUGUUGAAAAGAAAGCCUUGGAGUUUGAGGCUCGAGUGGAAGAAAAAAGACAUGCGCUACUAGUCUCUUCUUUUGCACGCUCCAGAUUCCUAGAAACCCCCCCACCUUUCGUUGGUUCUCAGUGA
Molecule: messenger RNA, 213 nt
Organism: Sphenostylis stenocarpa
Lineage: Eukaryota; Viridiplantae; Streptophyta; Magnoliopsida; Fabales; Fabaceae
Source: the annotation of a GenBank genome assembly